Messenger RNA from Perkinsus marinus ATCC 50983, 306 nucleotides. RefSeq lists its product as hypothetical. The record is from RefSeq and is a predicted model, not a curated record. The coding region runs from base 1 to 306 and encodes 101 amino acids. The transcript is spliced from 2 exons. Lineage: Eukaryota; Perkinsozoa; Perkinsida; Perkinsidae. Gene Ontology annotation, cellular component: nucleus. Gene Ontology annotation, biological process: nucleosome assembly.
AUGACUGUGUCAUUUUUCAGCCCUCUCGGUCCCGAUCAUCCCAUCCCUGAGAUCUUCCUGGACCUGGAUUCGGAUUCCGAGUCGGACGAUGAUGAAGCUGAGGAGCGUCUUCAGUUCUUCAUGAGCGCUGAUUUCGAGAAGGCUGACGAUCUGAGGGAGAACAUCAUUCCUCGCGCUUUCAAAUACUUUACUGGUGAGGCUGCCGACUAUGAUUCCGAUGAGGACGACUCCGAGAGUGAUUGCGAGGGUGAAUGCGAUGAUGACUCUGAGGAGGCCGAUGAGGAGGCUGCUCAGAAGCAUGAGUAA